This is a messenger RNA of Sinocyclocheilus grahami, 857 nucleotides long. Its product is annotated as RNA polymerase-associated protein CTR9 homolog. Bases 164 to 580 code for a protein of 138 amino acids. NCBI's taxonomy places the organism in Eukaryota, Metazoa, Chordata, Actinopteri, Cypriniformes, Cyprinidae. The transcript has a single exon. The record is from RefSeq and is a predicted model, not a curated record.
CACACACAUCUCAAAAUCUAAUCAACAACUGACGCAUAAAACCAAGUCCCCAUCCUGUGUUGUUUUCUUUUAACAUAAUCUGUGAGACUCGAAUGCACAUCACAAUUCGGAAAACAUCAUCUGUUGCUAAUUCUGUUUCAUUAAGAAUUUAUUUAUUCCUUAAAUGGUCUGUUUUAUGUCUAGAAACCCCAGGGACAGCGGGUCUGGUUCAGACGACGACGUAGGCCACAGGAAACGCAUCGCUUCGGACAGCGAAUCAAACGAGGAGCGUAACCAAUCAGGCAGUGAGGCCGGCAGCCCCCAGCGCUCUGGAAACUCAGAGGAGGAUGAGUCUGGCAGCGAACGCCCGGUGAAGCGGAGGAGACCACAGCAGCAGUCCGACUCGGAGCAGUCAGACAACGAGAGCAAGAAGAGCCGCUCCGAAGGGUCUGACGACGAAUCUCAGGCCGGAUCUCCAGCCGCCGCUUCAGAUCGAGGCUCAGAGAACGAGGGCUCGCCGCAGAGGUCCGAUAACGACUCUGAGCCAGAGGGGUCCAACAAUGAAGCUUCCAACAGAGGAUCUGAUGACGACAGUGACUGAGUUUGUUGAGGAAAAAGAAAAGCCUUUGUUCUUGUAAUGUUCAAAUCAUAGUACGUAGUUAUCGGUCUUCCUGGAUAAUGCUUCUCAGAUUUUACACAAUGUUUUUUGUUUUAUUUUUCAGAAAUGAGAACAUGUUUUCUGUUCAGUCUUUUGAGUAAGAAAUUUUCAAAUCUUCUUUAGCAGGCACUUUUUGUUGAGCAUUACAGCAUAUACUGUGCUCUGUAGUCUAAAGGGACGAUCACAAGCUGUGAUUCGGAGUUGGUGAACAAUAUGAAAU